AUGGACUUGUUCGUCCUCGUCAUUAGAUUGCUCCACGGAGAUAAGUAUUUUCCUUCAUCGACAUCCAUACAAUUUUGGGAUUGGUAUAGCUUAUAUGGAAGAUCCUGGAUUGCCUACAACGACUGCGCAUUGAAUGGAGCGAAUUUUCCACACCUCUGCGUCCCUGACCUGAGUACGCUAGACACAGGAUCAUCCUCGAGCUUCGAUAACAAAACCGUGAUGAAGUUCUUUUUGUUGUGCUUCUUCCUGCUCCACGCUAGUGGCGUCCUAGCAGAGGAAGAAAAGAAGGAUGUUAAAUAUGGAACCAUCAUCGGUAUCGAUUUGGGUACUACUUACUCUUGUGUGGGAGUAUAUAAAAAUGGACGCGUUGAAAUCAUUGCAAACGACCAAGGUAAUCGAAUCACUCCCUCAUACGUAGCAUUUUCUCAUGAAAACGGUGAACGUAUGAUUGGAGACGCUGCUAAAAAUCAGCUUACUAUUAAUCCUGAAAAUACCGUAUUCGAUGCGAAACGACUUAUUGGCCGUGAUUUCAACGACAAAACUGUCCAGGAUGACAUCAAAUUGUGGCCCUUCAAGAUUCAAGACAAAAAUAAUAAACCUCAUGUUGUCCUGAAAGUUGGCAAAGAGAUGAAACAAUUUGCUCCGGAGGAGAUUUCUGCAAUGGUUUUGACAAAGAUGAAGGAAAUUGCCGAAUCGUACCUUGGCAAAGAAGUAAAAAAUGCAGUCGUCACCGUUCCUGCAUAUUUCAACGAUGCACAACGACAAGCGACUAAGGAUGCCGGUACAAUUGCUGGAUUGAACGUUGUACGGAUUAUUAACGAACCAACUGCGGCUGCAAUUGCUUAUGGAUUAGAUAAGAAAGAAGGAGAGCGCAAUAUUCUGGUGUUCGAUCUCGGAGGUGGAACGUUCGAUGUAUCGAUGUUGACAAUCGAUAAUGGUGUGUUCGAAGUCCUCGCAACAAAUGGAGACACUCAUCUUGGAGGAGAAGAUUUCGACCAACGUGUAAUGGAAUAUUUCAUCAAGAUGUACAAGAAGAAAACUGGCAAAGAUCUCCGCAAAGAUAAUCGUGCCGUCCAGAAACUUCGCCGUGAAGUAGAAAAAGCCAAACGAGCUUUGUCAACACAACAUCAGGUCAAAGUUGAGGUUGAGUCAAUCUAUGACGGUGAGGAUUUCUCCGAGACUCUUACCCGCGCGAAAUUCGAAGAGCUCAAUAUGGAUCUGUUCCGUGCCACCUUGAAGCCGGUCCAGAAGGUUCUAGAAGAUUCUGAUUUGAAAAAGGAGGAUGUUCAUGAGAUUGUGUUAGUCGGAGGAUCCACUAGAAUUCCAAAAGUUCAGCAACUUAUCAAGGAUUUCUUUAAUGGUAAGGAACCUUCACGUGGUAUAAAUCCUGACGAAGCGGUAGCAUAUGGAGCUGCUGUACAAGCUGGAGUAAUCAGUGGUGAAGAGAAUACUGGAGAUAUUGUUCUUCUGGAUGUGAAUCCUCUGACUCUUGGUAUCGAAACGGUCGGAGGUGUAAUGACAAAGCUUAUCACUCGUAACACUGUCAUUCCUACUAAGAAAUCUCAGGUCUUCUCAACAGCUGCUGACAAUCAACCAACUGUAACCAUACAGGUAUAUGAAGGAGAGCGCCCAAUGACAAAGGAUAAUCACCAACUUGGAAAGUUUGAUUUGACAAACAUCCCUCCUGCUCCACGUGGUGUUCCUCAAAUUGAGGUCACCUUCGAGAUUGAUGUGAACGGUAUUCUCCACGUUACUGCCGAAGACAAAGGUACCGGAAAUAAGAAUAAAAUCACCAUCACAAAUGACCAGAACAGAUUGAGUCCGGAUGAUAUCGAACGCAUGAUCAACGAUGCCGAGAAGUUUGCCGAGGAUGACAAGAAAGUCAAAGAACAAGUGGAGGCGAGGAACGAGUUAGAGUCGUACUCGUACUCGUUGAAGAAUCAAAUUGGUGAUAACGAGAAACUUGGCGGGAAACUUGACGCUGACGACAAGAAAGCAAUUGAGGAGGCUGUAGAAGAAACGAUCAGUUGGCUUGAAAGUAAUCGUGAAGCAUCCGUGGAGGAACUUCAGGAACGAAAGAAGGAUCUGGAAGGCAAAGUACAACCGAUCAUUAGCAAAUUGUACAAAGAUGCCGGAGGAGGUGCUGGAGGUGGUGAUGAGGUACCAACCGGGGAAGAAAAGGAUGAACUGUAA
Messenger RNA from Necator americanus (New World hookworm), 2193 nucleotides. RefSeq lists its product as uncharacterized. The record is from RefSeq and is a predicted model, not a curated record. The coding region runs from base 1 to 2193 and encodes 730 amino acids. The transcript is spliced from 11 exons. Gene Ontology annotation, molecular function: ATP-dependent protein folding chaperone; ATP binding. Gene Ontology annotation, cellular component: cytoplasm; endoplasmic reticulum chaperone complex; membrane. Lineage: Eukaryota; Metazoa; Nematoda; Chromadorea; Rhabditida; Ancylostomatidae. Gene Ontology annotation, biological process: endoplasmic reticulum unfolded protein response.